GACAAACAAGAAGAAGAAAAUGGAGAAAGCAUUUCUCAUAACGUUUCUCGUGGCGACAUCAAUGGUUUAUAAUCAAGCUCUGGCUCAAGAAGAAGAGAUCAGUCUAUCUCCAGAACAAUAUGCAGACGUACCAGCUGCACUAGCUUACGACCAUGAACUCCUACACAAGAUGACGAUACAACGCAUCCGAUUUCUAGAAGAUUGUACUAACAAAUUGAGCCCAAAAUGCGGGAUGGAGAUGACGGAAGGAUUGGUCAACGACAAGCCCGUGUCAGGCGAAUGUUGUGAAGACAUAUUGAAGAUUGGAAUAGACUGUCACCAAGGAUUGAUGACUUUUGUUUUCUCUACUUAUGAGCUAAAGGAUGUUGCUUAUGAGAUUCUUCCUAGGAGCAAGAAGAUUUGGAACCAUUGUGUUCAGACUACUGCUGCUAGGAUUGGUGCACCUAUUGCUUUUGAAACUUGA
Eutrema salsugineum is the source of this 463-nucleotide messenger RNA. RefSeq names its product protein DOWN-REGULATED IN DIF1 11. Bases 20 to 463 code for a protein of 147 amino acids. The transcript has a single exon. Lineage: Eukaryota; Viridiplantae; Streptophyta; Magnoliopsida; Brassicales; Brassicaceae. The record is from RefSeq and is a predicted model, not a curated record.